AUGGAGGAGCAGCCCCACCACCACCAUCAUCACCACCACUAUUACUACUACGGACACCACCACCACCACCCGCAGAGCGCCUACCUGCCGCCGCCCGACGGCCGAGCCCAGCCCAAGCCGCCGCUCCGCCACGAGCACAAGCACGGCGGCCCGCAGCACACGGAGGCGCCGAAGCGGAGACCAGGCUACGGAGAGCUAAAUGGUAACGCAGGAGAACGAGAAGUGUCACUAAAGGGCCUGUGCUCUGAUGAAGCCACCGCCCCAGGAUCCAGGGUACCCAAUGGCAGCCAGCAGCUCGUAGAUUCUAAUGUCACCCCAAAGCAGACUGUGAAGGGCGGUGCUUUGGGGAAGGCUGGAAUCAAACCCAAGAACUUCAUUCAGAAAAAUAGCAUGGACAAAAAGAAUGAGAAGUCCUACGAAAACAAACACAGAGAAAACCAAUCCUCAGACAAGCCAGAGGGAGUGUCUAUUCCAAACGGUGUGGUAACCAAUAAUUCCAGCUACAUCACAAAUGGCUACGUAGGCAAAGGGGCCGACAACGAUGGUAGUGGCUCCGAGAGUGGAUAUACUACACCUAAAAAACGGAAAGGCAGGCGCAACAGUGCCAAGGGUUGUGAGAACUUGAAUCUAGUACAGGACAAAAUAAUGCAGCAGGAGGUCAGCGCACCAACCUUGAAACAGGAACUUGACAGUUUCAAGCCUGAUUAUAGUGAACAAAAGGGGAACCGAAUUGAAAAUACUAAGCCUGUUUGGAAAUACGAGGCUGGGGCUGGUGGAGCAGGCCGGGGAAAGCCUGGGCUCGGGGAUGUACCGAGGAAAAACUCUGAUGCCAAACCUGGGAUUAGUGGCAAGAAGUUUGAUGACCGGCCCAAAGGGAAGCACGCAUCAUCGGCUACAUCUAAAGAGGACUCAUGGACCUUAUUUAAACCGCCCCCGGUUUUUCCAGUGGACAAUAGCAGUGCUAAAAUUGUUCCCAAAAUUAGUUAUGCAAGUAAAGUUAAAGAAAACCUCAACAAAGCAGCUCAAACCCCAUCCACAUCGUCCUCGUCAUCUUCAUCAUCUGCUGGGGAAACUCAGGCCCAAACAUCAAGUCGACUGUCCCAGGUCCCCAUGUCUGCUAUGAAAUCUGUCACUUCUGCCAGCUUCUCAAAUGGGCCGAUCCUGGCAGGGACUGAUGGAAGUGUGUAUUCCCCAGGGGCCCAGCCACUGCUUUCCACUGCUGCUAGUACUGUACCAUCGACCUCCUCCGAGUCAGUACCCCAGGACAUGAGUACAACUUCGACAACCCCCGAACAAAAGAAAUCUGGCCUUUUUAUCUACCCUUCAAAUAUGCAAACUGUGCUCCUGGGGACAGCGCAAGUCGAUUUCCCUUCGCAGACGAAUCAGCAGAACCUGGGGGAUAUCUUCCAGAAUCAGUGGGGCUUGUCUUUCAUAAACGAGCCCAGUGCUGGACCUGAAACCAUUGUGGGGAAAUCUACGGAUAAUCAGUUAAUGGAAGUGACAUUUCAAGGGGAAUAUCCUGCCACUUUGGUUUCACAGUGUGCUGAAAUCAUUCCCUCAGGAACUGAACAACCUGUGUUUCCUAAGGCUUAUGAGCUGGAUAAACGGACUAGCCCUCAAAUUCUUAGUGCUAUUCUUAAGCCUGGGACUGCUGUUGAGGGUGGUGUCUUAGCUUUGGAGUCACAUCACACAGGUGACCUACAAAAGGCAGACACCGGUAGCCAAGGUGCUUUAGUGUUUCUUUCAAAAGACUAUGAAGUAGAGAAUCCUCUGGCCUCUCCUACGAACAAUUUGCUAGCCUCCGCCAAAGAACAGAGGUACCAGAGAGGCCUAGAAAGGAAAGAUAGCUGGGGUUCUUUUGACCUGAGGGCUGCUAUUCUAUAUCACACUAAAGAAAUGGAAGCGGUUUGGAAUUUGCAGAAGCAAGAUCCCAAAAGGAUAAUCACUUAUGAUGAAGCCAUGGAUCGCCCGGAUCAAUGAAGGUAGCAAGACAAGACUGCCUGUUCUAACCUUUCUGCAGCAUUUGUGCUGUUCGUGGGGGACAAAAAGGCUUUUAUGCUCCUUCUAAAUCUUCAGUGCAGCAGAGGAACCAUAACUAGAAUCACAGGAUAAUAUAUUCAAAUAUAUAUAUAGUUAUUUAAAAAUGGCAACUGAAAGUAAUUAGACUUCUUAAGGAAUCUGAAAAUUUAUUUCAACGAGACUACACACGUGAUUAUUUAAUCUCCGGUA
Messenger RNA from Sturnus vulgaris (Common starling), 2229 nucleotides. RefSeq names its product nuclear FMR1 interacting protein 2 (gene NUFIP2). Gene Ontology annotation, molecular function: RNA binding. NCBI's taxonomy places the organism in Eukaryota, Metazoa, Chordata, Aves, Passeriformes, Sturnidae. Gene Ontology annotation, cellular component: nucleoplasm; cytoplasmic stress granule. The record is from RefSeq and is a predicted model, not a curated record.